Vidua macroura (Pin-tailed whydah) is the source of this 2732-nucleotide messenger RNA. It is a transcript of the gene TC2N, whose product is annotated as tandem C2 domains, nuclear. Gene Ontology annotation, cellular component: nucleus. The transcript is spliced from 12 exons. Lineage: Eukaryota; Metazoa; Chordata; Aves; Passeriformes; Viduidae. The coding region runs from base 149 to 1618 and encodes 489 amino acids. The record is from RefSeq and is a predicted model, not a curated record.
GCGAGCAGCGGCCGCGGGGAGCAGGAGCUGCCCCAGCGGAGGCGGCCGAGUUUCUGCGAUUCCUAUCGACUUUGGGAGAUGUAGGCAGGUCUGAUAGCUGCAUUGGAUCGCUGAUUGAGGUCCCCUCUAAAUUAUAACACUGAAAACAAUGGCAACAGAAUGUAUAAAAACCUGCUGUAAAUUGUGUUUCUGCAUGGACAAGGAAAAAAAUGAUCCAGUUUCCAUGGUGCAGGAAUCUGAAGCAGUAGCUGCAAGCAAGCCAACUAUUGUAGAGCAGCCUCCAUUGUCUUCUGUCUCAGUGAAGCGUCAAGUUGGCUGUUCUGAAGAUUAUUUGCUUUCUAAACUACCCCUGGAUGGUCAGGAGGUACCAUUUGUGGUCCCUCCAUUCAAACUGGCUUAUGUACAGCCAAAGAACCUUCCCAGUAUGUCACAUGCUGGAGGGAUUAAAGAGUCAGCCAGAGCCUCGUUUGGUGAGCGGAAGGCAGAGCUGCACGGCGUGUACCAGUGGCCUGGCUGUGACGUGUACAACCCCUUCUACCUGGAGCAUCGGGUUUCACCAGAUCUCAUCAGGCGCUUCCAAGCAAAAUCAAAUAGUAGGAAAUUGUAUGGAUCAGUUAGUGAUUUAAGACCCAGUGCUUUGCCUGGAUCCCUUGAUGUAAGUCGUUCGAUGUUUGAUCUCAGGAGCCCACCUCACCGAUAUAUGAAGAGAUAUGAUUCAGUCUCCAGUGUACCUAGCAGUUCCUCCUCCAGGAAGGAUUCGCAAGGCAGUAACAGGAGUCUGGAUACUAUUACAUUAUCAGGUGAUGAACAAGACUUUGGAAGACUGAAUGUGAAGUUGUGUUAUAUUUCUUCUGUAGAACAGAUUUGGAUCACAGUUUUACAUUGCAAAGACCUGAGCUGGCCUUCUAGCUGCGGGGAAAAUCCUCGUAUCUGUGUCAAGGGAAUUCUCACACUGCCCAAGCCAGUGCAUUUCAAAUCUUCUGCCAAGGAGGGCUGCAAUGACAUUGAAUUUAUGGAAACUUUUGUUUUUGCCAUUAAACUGCAAAGCCUGCAGGCUGUCAGAUUGGUAUUUAAAAUCCAGACACAGACUCCCAGGAAAAAAACUAUUGGAGAAUGUUCCUUGGCACUGCGGGAGCUGAGCUCACAGGAAUCCAAUCAUUGGCUGGAUAUAUCUCCUCCUUCCAAAGCACCUGUGUGCCGUGCAGAACUUCAAAUAGGAACUUGUUUUCAAGCAAUAAACAGGAGGAUACAGUUACAGAUUCUUGAAGCACAAAACCUUCCUGUUUCAUCCACGCCACUAUCUUCAAAUUUCUUUGUGAAAGUUGGAAUGUUUAGUACAGAAGGGAUCAUCUAUAAAAAGAAGACUCGCCUUCUGAAGUCCACUAAUGGCCAAGUGAAGUGGGGAGAAAUGAUGUUUUUUCCAGUUAGCCAAGCAGAACAAGGAAUUGGUUUUCUCAUCAAGCUCUACAGCAAAAGCUCAGUGAGAAGAAAACACUUCCUAGGACAGAUCUGGUUAAGUUCCGAUAGCAGCAACAGUGAAGCAGUAGAGCAGUGGAAAGAUACCAUUGCAAAUCCUGAAAAAGUUGUUGUUAAAUGGUACAGCAUUGGCCCAUCUUGAAGACUGGAGAAGAAAUUCAGAACUGAUUUUUCUACAGAAAUUCAUAUGCUAUCUAAAAUAGUAUAAAUUAAAAAUAAAGAUAUUGUCUGUGCAAGUUCUUCAGAAGUUCUCCACUGCAUCAUGCCUCUGUGGAAAUGAAAAAUUCAGUUUCACCAAGAUAAAUACUGGCUAAAUACUACUAAAAAGAAGACUUGGGAACUAGAAAAAGUGCUUGUUUGAUUUCACAAAAUCCAUCUUGAAAAAAAGAUGUUUGCCCCUUUUGGAUUUCAUAAAGGCACAAAAUUCAAUUUUGGGGAGAAGCAGCUUUAAUCAACUCUGUUUCACUAGCCACUGACAUCAUGCAUUGUUAUCUUUGGCAGACUCCAAAGUCCAGGGAAUGGGUCAUGUCAGUGGCUUGAUUCUGGGUACCUGUGAGCAUCUGGGGUUGUUGACACCAUUUGAUCAGAAUAACAUGUGCCUGAGCAAGUGGGGAAACUGUGGCAGCAGGAGAAGGUAUAAAGGGAAGUACACAAUAAGGCAGUACCCAUAGGCUUUUCUAAUCUCCGUUUUGGAUGAAGGAUUGUUCAGAAGGCUGUAGCUUGAGCUUGCCCCCAUCUUUUUCUCAAAACAGAGAGAUGGAAAGAUAAAAAUUCCUCUGACUUAGUGAUCUUUACAAGAGGAGCCCUCCAGACUUGCUCUGUUUGGGUAAGUUCUGGCUGGAAUCAAUGGAAUAGUACAAGGAGGCAAUAACCCUGCCUAGGAUCCGAUCCAGUAUGUUUAGAUUGUUUUCUUAUAUAGAAUACUUAUAUGUAAACCACUUCCUAUCUAGUCAACAUGAUCUAGCAUUUGCUUACAUUGCCAAAACACAGGCUAACAUGUACAAAGGAGUAAGCAAAGAUUUACUGACUUGCGUGCCUUUUGAUAUCAAUUAAAAUGCAGCACUGGAAGGGAUUCAGACUUUUUUAAAGGAUGGGCUGCUACUGCAGAAGUAUUUGUUACAUGUCUAGGAUGCUAAAAAAUUAUGUGUUGGAGUAUAUUUUUAUUACUUGUUUCUAGUAAGAAAUUAACAUUUUUUUAUUGCAAAUUGUAUUUUUCCAACAAAAUCCUAAGAUUAUAUUUUCUGGUAGUUCCCAUA